Messenger RNA from Sapajus apella (tufted capuchin), 7825 nucleotides. It is a transcript of the gene GPR101, whose product is annotated as G protein-coupled receptor 101. Gene Ontology annotation, biological process: adenylate cyclase-activating adrenergic receptor signaling pathway. Gene Ontology annotation, cellular component: membrane. The coding region runs from base 84 to 1610 and encodes 508 amino acids. The transcript has a single exon. Gene Ontology annotation, molecular function: G protein-coupled receptor activity. The record is from RefSeq and is a predicted model, not a curated record. Lineage: Eukaryota; Metazoa; Chordata; Mammalia; Primates; Cebidae.
UGAGUGCGGUCUGUGCACCCCUUUGCCGCCCACGGGUGCCCGAGCUGAGCCUGCACCCUGUCUCACACCCUCUGGCUGUUGCCAUGACGUCCGCCUGCACCAACAGCACGCGCGAGAGUAACAGCAGCCACACGUGCAUGCCCCUCUCCAAAAUGCCCAUCAGCCUGGCUCACGGCAUCAUCCGCUCAGUCGUGCUGCUUAUCUUCCUCGUCGCCUCUUUCGUCGGCAACAUAGUGCUGGCGGUAGUGUUGCAGCGCAAGCCGCAGCUGCUGCAGGUCACCAACCGUUUUAUCUUUAACCUCCUGGUCACCGACCUGCUGCAGGUUUUGCUCGUGGCCCCCUGGGUGGUGGCCACCUCUGUGCCUCUCUUCUGGCCCCUCAACAGCCACUUCUGCACCGCCCUGGUUAGCCUCACCCACCUGUUCGCCUUCGCCAGUGUCAACACCAUUGUCGUGGUGUCAAUAGAUCGCUACCUGUCCAUCAUCCACCCUCUCUCCUACCCAUCCAAGAUGACCCAGCGCCGUGGUUACAGGCUCCUCUACGGCACCUGGAUUGUGGCCAUCCUGCAGAGCACCCCUCCACUCUACGGCUGGGGCCAGGCUGCCUUUGAUGAGCGCAAUGCCCUCUGCUCCAUGAUCUGGGGGUCCAGCCCCAGCUACGCUAUUCUCAGCGUGGUGUUCUUUAUGGUCAUUCCACUGAUUGUCAUGAUUGCCUGCUACUCGGUAGUGUUCGGUGCAGCACGGAGGCAGCAUGCUCUGCUGUACAAUGCCAAGAGCCACAACUUGGAGGUGCGAGCCAAGGAAUGUGUGGAGAAUGGGGAUGAAGAGGGAGCAAAGAAGAAGAAGAAGUUCCGGGGUAAAACUGAGUUUCACCUCCAGGAUGAAGGUGAGGUCAAGGCCAAGGAGGGCAGCAUGGAAGCCAAGGACAGCAGCCUGAAGGCCAAGGAAGGAAGCACAGUGACUAGUGAGGGUAGUGUGAGGGCCAGGGGCAGCAAGGAGGUCAGAGAGAGCAGCAUGGUGGCCAGCAACGGCAGCCUGGAGGGUAAGGAAGGCGGCACCAAAGCUGAGGGGAAAAGCAUGAAGGCAGACAAGGGUCGCACAGAGGUCAACCAGUGCAGCAUUGACUUAGGUGAAGAUGACAUGGAGUUUGGUGAAGACUACAUCAAUUUCAGUGAGGAUGACGUCGAGGCAGUGCACCUCCCCGAGAGCCUCCCACCCAGCCGUCGUAACAGCAACAGUGACCCUCCUCUGCCCAGAUGCUACCAGUGCAAAGCUGCUAAAGUGAUCUUCAUCAUCAUUUUCUCCUACGUGAUAUCCCUGGGGCCCUACUGCCUUUUAGCAGUCCUGGCCCUGUGGGUGGAUGUCGAAACCAAGGUACCCCAGUGGGUGAUCACCAUAAUAAUCUGGCUUUUCUUCCUGCAGUGCUGCAUCCACCCCUACAUCUAUGGCUACAUGCACAAGACCAUUAAGAAGGAAUUCAAGGAUGUGCUGAACAAGUUAUUCUGCAAGAAAAAGCCCCCAAAAGAAGAUAGCCGCCCAGACCUGCCUGGAACCGAAGCUGGGACUGAAGGCAAGUUCGUCCCUUCCCACGAUUCUGCUACUUCUCCUUGAAGUAGUUCUAAGGCAAACCUUGAACUGUCCAUAAGAGCAGCUUUCUUUUCAAUGGACCCACAAUCCAUUAAUGCCAAACCAUACCAUUUCAGGCAAAGGUGUUGCACACAUGCUCUUCACCACAAGGUAGAUAAACACAUGGAAGAGGCAGGAACUGGGGUCUUUCCUUAAAAGCAUGAACUUGAGGAUUCUGACUUAAGUUUUUCUCCCAAAGAUUAUUAGGCUCCAAAUUUCUUAAAGCAGCAAGUGCUGCCCAUUUUGGACGUGUACUUGGUAUUCUGUCUUUCCAGAGCUACAACACGCUAACUUUAUCUCUGAGGGAAAGGGAAGUUGAUGCCUGUGAACUUAAGGACUUUUUGGCCCUUGGGCUAGGGCUACAGCUUACGUUCAACUGAAAGAAAGGUGAUGGACCAAAUCAUUCAUGAAGCCCAAGAAACAGAACCUAAUGGACUGAUCAACAUAUAAGCCAAAUUCGGAACUGAACAGCCCCACAGUUGGGUGCAAAGACUGUUAUGCAAACUAAAACAAAAGACCUUGUGCAGUUAAAAUCUCAAGAAGGUUUCUAGAUCCCCUAAAGAGAUCCAGAAAAGUAGAAGGGCAUGUAUGAAAUGGGAAGCUAGUCCAAGGGAAAAGAUGGAGAAAUAACACAUAUCCGGGGGGGGGUUUUCCUAUAAAAUCUUGGGUUUAUGCAUGGGCUGGGACUGAGGUCAUUAAGUGCAAAUGGAAAAUUGUCAAUUGACACAAAUAUUUUCUGUCUUGUGUUGAAUGAUAGCAGGGCGGAAAUCAUGCCACUAUUUUACAACUUCCUUAUGUGACUGAAUUGAGAUGAUGGUAAGAAAUCUUCAGAUCUCUGCCAGCAUUUGUUUUCUUUUGGUUUGUUUUUUUUAGUCUUUUUAGACUAAAGUCUUUUUUAGUCAAACAGUAUUUAUAGAAAAAAGGAAAUUCAACGUGAGAUCAUAGUUAGUAAAUAUGAUCUCCAUAUGGGGAGUAAGGAAGGCAGAAUGAACAGUUUUCUUCCUCCAGGCACACCCAUGAGUCUUUUCCACCUGUGGCUCUUUUUAAAGCUUUUAAGUUCUCUGCAGAUGUGAGAGAGAAAUAUCAGAGAGUCAGAAAUGACAAAGACGAUGGUUUCAUAAUACCUGGAAAACAGCUGACCUAUUCCAAACAGUCCUUAAAUCAAAGCAUUCAGGUCAGACGUAUGCUAAUUAUUGCUGUUGAAAUGUAUCACUUUGGAAAAACUUUUACAAUAUCUAAAUUAUCCCUAGGGUCAAUUUACAGGAAAAUCUCUCAAAUCCCAAAACCCAAAAUCACUAUGGGCAAGGAUGUAUGUAUAUAUAUCUGAGGGCAUGGCCAUAUCUAUAUAACCAAGUAACAUGGAACCAAAAAAACAGUCAAGCCAGUGUUUUGAUCCUCCUAUAGAACAAGUUAAAGCAACUCUAAAGCCAAUCAACUGUUCAUGUAGAAACCCACUGUUAAUAUGGAUGGAGGGAGUUUUUGGUUGAAAAUGGUUAAUCAGGUAGUUGCAUGAUGUAAAAUGAUCAUCUUCAGAGUUUAGCCUGAUUCUUGUGUGAUUGCCGUGCCUUUAUUAGAACUCAAGUUUCAUUUAAAUAAAUGCCCAGCUCAUUUAUAUUCUUUUAUCUCUUCCUCCUCACAGAUUUCAACAUGAGCUUCUCAAGGGGGAGAGGUAAACAGCAAUGUAUUAGGACUGAGACUAACUCUGCAUGGAAUUUGGGAUUGCCAUGUUCAGAAUUUAGGAAAGCAGAGGGAAUAGAACCAAAUAACAUAGAGAUGACUCAUCAAAUAAAAAUACCACGAUAACAUUAUUAAUUUCAACUCCAUUAAUUUGAAACUUGUAGUUAUUCAGACAAGGCAUGGGGGCUGAAGUUUACCCUGACACUAUCAUUUAUUUUUCUACCAAAAUGCAUAAAGUGAAUUAACAGUUAUAAAUUUGUUCUACUAAUUUAUCGCCAAACUCUUGUACUUACCUGUCCUUAAAGGAUAUCUGGGUGAAUAAAUGGCCUAUGUGAUCAAUCCUUCUAUGGGGGAGGGGUAGUGCCUUAAGAUCUGUUCAAAUGGUCAAAGGAGUUCAAGGUAGCUGUAGCCUAUCCUUUGAGUAGAAAUGUUUACUUGGGUAAGAAACAGGACUUCAAACAUAAGUGUGUUUCCAAAUAUUGUGUUGAAACUGAACCUCUUAUUUUAUUUUUAAAGCUGACCCCUUCAAAGUGUAUCAGAGAAAAUUGUUUGCCAAAAUCCCAAAUCAAAAUGGAACCAGAACCUGUACGAGUAUGGUAAGUCCAUUUAACAGCACACACAACAUUCUCAAGGGCACCGAGAUUCCUUACUACCCUGCUUUCCUUUUUGAAGUUCCUCUUUUCCUUAUUUUAGUCGUUGUCCAUUAUUUUGGUAAAUUGAAUUCCUCAAAAGUAAAGACGUUUUGAAAAUAUGAACCUGGAAAAGAGGACCUUUUAAUUAAGAGCAUCCUGCUUUGAUGACAUAUUCUUCUUAAUGAACAAUAAGGCCUCUGGUUAACUUGGAGAUAGCAAGUACUUGAAAUUUUUUGCUAUUUUGAGUAAAGCACUAUCACUUUAAUGAGGUUUUACUGCACACACUAUUUUGUCAUUUGAAAAUCUGAAAGCACACGCAAAAAAGUCAUCAUUAGCCUCAAAGAACCUCAUAUGCAAUAGCUUUCCCUAAAUGUUUUUAAGGGAUGUAUUCUUUUGCCAAAGCCACUUCAUAUGUGCAGUAAAAAAAAAUCCCAUUAAAGUACAGGGGCCAGACAAACCAGUCUAUGAAAUGAUGUGAUUUUAAAUUUAAUGAUUUUCCUUAUUUAAGUAUAAUAGAGCAUCUAGUUUGCCAAGAAGUCGCAGGUGCUUUGACUAACACACCAAUUUCUACAAGCUUGGGAAGGCAGUAAUAGGGAGCGAGCCCUGGGCUUCUGUGACUUCUAUGAUGCUAGGGUCCCGCUUCUCUGGCACACUACAAGUAGCAGCUGCUUGAAAGGCCUCUGCACUUUCAGCUCCCUGCCUACCUCUUGCCGUCAGCCCACUGCCUUCACCCGCCUCACUCCCUCUCCCUCUGCUACACCGGCCCUUCAGGAACAGUCCAUGCUUGAAGUUCUGUGUAUUCACCUACCCCCCAUCCAUCCCUUCCCAACCCAGAGCUGACAGAUUCACAGGGACCUGUGGGCCUAUGGAAGCAGGGAAGGAGAGAAGUGAGCCAUAGGAGUGACCAGCAAUUAAAGGUAUUUUUCUGUCUCCUACCCAACUCCAAUAUAAUUUAGAGAUGACGGGAUACCUACUUCAAAUUCAAGAGGUAAGGAAAAGUGCCAUUUAUUAUUAUGGAGAAGGUAGACAGCUCAUUUUUUACCAAAAAAGCACUCGAUAUUACACAUCACUGGAGGAAUAGUCAAUCCUGUCAAUACUGUCCAAUUAUUUCAGCAAAAAAAAAAAAACACUAAAAAAUCUUUUACCUACAAAAUUAUAAGGUGCCCAACAUUGCCUUGUUUUUUUUCCUGUUAGCACAAUAGUUAAGGUAUAGGGCCUGCAACAUUGCAUUAUUUUAUACAUAAUUAGCCAAUUAAGCUAGGUAAAGUUACUUCAAAAAGAUUUGUUCAUACUACCUAAAGAAUAAUUUACAAGAUUAAACUAGGCUGACUUAAACUUUGCCAAAAAGCUCUUAAAACUGUCUAAAAUACAUCAUUUGGAAGAAAAAAAAUGCAUCAUCUGGUAAUUUGAACUCAAGAUAAAAUCCUCACGAGUCAUUGGGAUGAAACAAUUUAAACUCCUGGAUGGUAUUUUUCUCUCACAACCAACUUGCCCAAUCUUUUGAGGAAGAAAAAUAGUGUUUUCCUCUCAUAAUGUCUUUUCUGUUGUAUUCCUCUAUAAGACAGACCUCAUGCUGUCAGGAGCGGUUUCUCUAAGCAAAAUGCCAUUUCCUUCUAGAACAGACAAAAGAUUACAGGAACGCUUGGCUGCUAGCCAGUGUCCAAGAUAAGGAGAGAAAAUCUGGCCAGUCGAUGACUUUUAACCCUCUCCCUCCUUACCUCUUUCUCUUACUUUCUAUGGGCUGGACUAGUGUUCUCGACCCCUUAAAGCCCCACUAAGCUUAGGCAUGAGGAGACAGAAGCAAUGAGCUGGAAACAGCAGAUGCGAUAGCCUAAAAUCCAAAAAGAAGGGAAAUCCUUGUCAUAAAAUCUUUCCAAUUACUUAGCAAUAAUCUCUUCCUCUACAGCAAAUGCCCAGCUAGCUUACAGCAGUUUUUUGCCAUAAGCAACAAAACUGGCUGGAGGAAGAAACAGGAAAGCUUAAAUCCACUGAAAUAGGAGUAGACAGGAAAGCUAAAAUCCGCUGAACCUGGCCACUGAUAGCCAGGUCACUAACAAGUUCACUGCUCUUUGGUAAAUAAAAUAAGAAUCCUCAAGGUAAACGAAGGUUGCUAAUAGGUGUCAAGCAUUUCCAUCAUUGCCUCCCAAAGCCUGCAUAUCUCAGAGUACACACACCAAGGGAAAACCACAGUGACUUGUCCACUCAGCAGGAGGUUUACUAUGUCUGAGAAAUAAUUACUCUACCUGUCUUGUUCUAAAAUGCAGAGAAAAACAAGAUCGGAUUUAGUUUGGUGUUUCAGACGUGAGUGGAUUUCCCCUCCACCCCCCCCGCCCUUCAUCUGUGCUACAACUUAAUGUUAAAAGUUUGGUAUUUUCAUCUUGUUUUAGUGGUGUAGUAUUUUUUGUAGUAAUUCUCCUAAAUGUAAACUAUAACUGUAUAUAAAAUGUAAGUGUUCUUGGAGAUAUGGUGCUAGAUAUUAGAUUGUAGUGUUUGUAGAUAGUGUCGUCCUCAAAAAUGGGUAGUAUGUAUAUGUAAAGUUAGUUAAUAAAAUGCAUGCAAAAUUCUAUGUAUGACCUACACCUUGGUCAGUUUCUGAUGUAGAACAUAGUACAUUUGUUUUUUAAAUUUAUUUUUAAAUUAUAUACUACAGGAUAUGUAAAAUGGCACCAAAGUGGGGUGGCAGGAAUUGAUGACUUUCAUUCCUUAAAUCCUUGAUAUGAUAUAUGACAGGUGAGAAGUUAUUGGUACAAUUGGUCAUUAGUGUGAACUAAUCAUCUUGGCUGAAGUCCUUGCUGACAGUUUUCCACAACACACUUGGCACCUGUAUGCUGUUUUCUAUUCACUGAAUAUAUAGAAUGCAAAUUCAAAGAAGACCAUCGUUCUCCAUUAAAAAGGAAGGACUCCAGGAUAUGCAAGUGGAGUCCAGUUAGCCGGACGAAAAGAAUACUGCACCCUGAAGACCCAGCGGACACCUGACCAUGAAUUGACAGGAUUUGCACUUGGCAGAUCCAUAAUGCUACCAUCCAUGCCCUCCUAGAGCAGUAACAAAACUCAGAAAAAGGCUGCUGUUUUUUCCCCUUUCAUUGGUUGUCUGAGAGAUAAGAUAGAGUGAGCAUGGAUGGCUAACUACAUAGAGAGGUAGUGGGACUCCUCUAUGGGGUCACAGCUACAGUAUUUGAUAGUUACAGUAGUAUGUCAAUGGGAUUUGUGUCAGAUAAGAAAAGAAAACUAUAAGAUGAUUUUGUUAUAUUUUCAGAACAAAAUGUUACAACUAAAAAAACUAUAUAUAUACCCUCAUUAAAUUAUUUCUAAAACUGCCUUUAAUAUCAAAUUUUGUGUGCUGCUUUGAAACUGAAAACAGAAAAAUGUAUUUAAUCAGUAAACAGUUCUCUUUAAUAUUUUAAAGCUUGAAUUUAAAAGUUUCAUUUUUCUUUUAAAAAAGAAUUUGUAAUUGAAAAGUGCCUUUUCAAAGGAUUCUCAAACUACAGUCCUGGGGCCAAGUUCCCACUGGCACAACUUACAUUCAAGUGCCCAGAAGGGGCAGGCUUUAUCCUCCUCCCCUCAGCAAGAAGAGAACCCCACUCACAAGCAAUCAAAUUCACAAAUCAACACUGUUACCUGGGCCAGUAGUCCCAGAGACUCUGCCCAAGGCCAAAGUUUCACAUAUUUGUUGGCUUUAAUUGGAUCUUUUCUAAAAUGGUUACAAUACUUUUUGUUUUUCUUUUGCUGGAAAGGAAUAACGGACUCCUACUUGGGGAAUGUGGAGAGAUUGAUGUUUGUGACUUAACUAAGUAUUAUUAAGUGAUAUUUGUGUUUCUUAAAUAGGUGCUGUUAAUCUGUCCUUGUUAUGUUCCUCUUAAAUAUGCUAAAUAAAGUCAAAUUUUAUGUGUG